CACAUGUGUACAAAAGUUGACAAAGUCCAUAAUUUUGUGACUAUCACGAGCUUAUGCAGCCUGCCAGACGACAUAAAACUCCACUCUAGAAGAUAAUGUAAGUGCGCAAGCUGUCAUUAUAUAUAGCGGCCAUGGCGGUUCCUGUUGUGUCCACGGCCGGCGGCAAGGUGCGAGGAACGGUGCAGUACACAAACGACCUGCCGGACAAACCUGUCUACACCUUCCUCGGCAUCCCGUACGCAGCGCCCCCUGUCGGAGACCUGCGGUUCCGCGCGCCUCUGCCUGCCGCUCCGUGGGAAGGAGUCAGGGAUGCUACCGAACUAGGCCCCUACUGUCCACAAGAUCAAGAUGCCUUCAACCUCUACCCUAUUCAGCUCAAACAUUACAAGUUCAGUGAAGACUGCCUAACACUGAAUAUCGAAACACCAACAAUGAGAAAGGAUGCAGGACUGCCUGUGCUCCUGUGGAUCCAUGGUGGUGGAUUUGUAUCUGGACUGGGACACCAGGUGCCCUUCCUAUCCCUGGCUGCCCACCAAGACGUGGUGGUCGUGACCUUCAACUAUCGCCUCGGCGCCCUUGGCUUCCUCAGCACCGGGGACGAGAACGCACCCGGGAAUGCUGCUUUCCUUGACCAGGUUCAGGCGAUGGUUUGGGUCCAGCAGAACAUCAGAAACUUUGGAGGGGAUCCGGACCGGGUUACGCUAUUCGGUUUGUCCGCUGGUGGCACGAGUGUUUGUUACCACCUUGUUUCGCCUCUCAGCAAGGGUCUGUUCCAGCGAGCCAUCUCUCAGAGUGGUGUGUGUCAAACACUGGAUGUCGUGUCAAAUCCACUGGACAGAGCAGCAAUGCUAGCAGGAGAAAUGGGCUGUGAUACAAAGAGCACAGCCAGCAUGGUGGCGGGCCUUAGGGAGAAGUCAGUAGACCAAAUAGUCGCCUGUAGCCAACAUCUUUUGAAGAAACUAGGUUCCAAAGGGGAGCUUCUUGCUUUUGGGCCUGUUGUUGAUGGAAGCUUUCUUCCAAUGUGUCCCUCGGACGUAUUUGAUCUCGGACAGGCACACACAGUAGACUAUCUUCUAGGUGUGGGAAACCACGAGUAUGGGUUUCAGCUCCCAAAUCAGUAUAUCCGAGGAUUUGGACAAGGACUAACCGUGGACAGGUAUCUCGUCAGGCUGAAAAAGAGGAUGGGAGCAGUCUAUCCAAAAGCCAACUUGAACAACAUCACAGCAGCCAUACGCAGGACGUACCAGGAAGGUGACAACCCAGAUGACCCACAUGCUGUAGAGUACCAGUUCACCCAGGCCUUCGGAGAUCAGAUGUUUGUUGCUCCGACUGUUCUCACUGCAAACAAACAUUCAGCUGCUGGACAGAAAGUCUACCUGUAUGAGAACCAGUAUGCGCCCUCUAGUCCUGCAGCUGUCCGGCCAGACUGGGUGGGGUGUGACCAUUCAGACGAGGUUUUGAUGGUGUCUGGCGCUGCCUUCCUGGAUGUGCCUUUGAAAGUCGGUGCUCUGCUGCCAUUCUCCCCUGAUGACAAAAGGACCAGCCUGAGCAUGAUGGCUUACUGGGCAAACUUUGCUAGAUCUGGAAACCCAUCUGACGGUACCGGCGGCCCAGCUGACAGCCCCAUGGUACCAGAGUGGCCCCAGUACACACCUGACAACCCCGCCUACAUGAAGCUGGAUGUGACGUCAUCUGCUGACCCUCCUGUUAUACCAGCGAAGAAACAGACUCCACUACGCGAAGCGACCAUGGCGGCUCCUGUUGUGUCCACGGCCAGCGGCAAGGUGCGAGGAACGGUGCAGUACACAAACGACCUGCCGGACAAACCUGUCUACACCUUCCUCGGCAUCCCGUACGCAGCGCCCCCUGUCGGAGACCUGCGGUUCCGCGCGCCUCAGCCUGCUGUUCCGUGGGAAGGAGUCAGGGAUGCUAUUGAACUGGGACCCUACUGUCCACAAGGCACCGCCUUUCUUAACAACCUGCCAGUCAAACUACAGCAUUACAACAUGGACGAAGACUGUCUGACCCUGAACGUCGAAACACCAGCCAUAGCAAAGGAUGCUGGGCUGCCCUCCCUCGCAGCCCAUCAAGACGUGGUAGUCGUCACCUGUAACUACCGGCUGGGCGUGCUGGGGUUCUUCAGCACUGGGGACGAGAUUGCCCCCGGGAAUUUUGGCUUCCUGGACCAGGUCCAGGCGAUGGUUUGGGUCCAAGAGAACAUCCGGAACUUUGGAGGAGAUCCAGACCGGGUCACGAUCUUCGGCGAGUCCGCUGGCGGUGCGAGUGUGUGCUACCACGUGGUGUCUCCUCUCAGCAAGGGUCUGUUCCAGCGGGCCAUCUCUCAGAGCGGCGUCUGUCAGACGUGCGACACCUUCUCAAGGCCCCAGGAGAGGGCUGUGAUGUUGGCGGAAGAACUUGGCUGCGACACACGGGAUACGGCAAACAUGUUGGCCGGUCUCAGGCAGAAGUCAGCAGAUGAACUCAACUCCGGUACUCUGGAAGUGAUGAAGAAGGUCGUCCGCCAGGGCGCACAGCUACCUUUCGCACCGGCUGUUGACGGGCAUUUUCUUCCCGCUGAACCGGCAGUUAUAUUCGACAUGGGCCGAGCUAAUGCCGUGGACUACCUUCUGGGCGUGAAUAACCACGAGUACGGACUCCUGCUUCCCAUGACGAUGUUUCCAGGCUAUGGUCGGGGAAUGACGGAGGACAAGUACCUCCUCAGGAUGAAGAGAAGGAUCGGCGCUCUUUAUCCGGGUUCCAACCACGACAACAUUGUAUCAGAAAUCAGCAGGCUGUACCGAGACUGUUACAGCGGGGACGACCCAAUGUCGAUACAGCACCAGUUCAGCCAGGCGUGCGGGGACAACGCCUUCCUGGCUCCGACGGUUUUCGUCGCAAACAAACACUCAGCUUCUGGACAGAAAGUCUACCUGUAUGAGAACCACUACGUGCCCUCACGGUUUGCCGCUGGCCGGCCGGACUGGGUGGGGUGUGACCAUGGUGACGAGUUGUUCGUCAUGUCCGGCGUGGCCUUCUUGAAUGUACCUUUGACCUCGGGACGUUUGCUGCGAUUUUCUGAAAACGACAAGAAGGCCAGUUUGGAUAUGAUGGCUUACUGGGCCAACUUCGCUCGAACUGGGAACCCAUCUGACGGUACCGGCGGCCCAGCUGACAGCCCCACGGUACCAGAGUGGCCUCAGUACACACCUGACAACCCCGCCUACAUGAAGCUGGAUGUGACGUCAUCUGCUGACAUAGGGUUUCAUCCUGACAGGAUGGCCCUGUGGAAUGACGUCAUCCCCAAGCUAGCUGCUCCCUCCAAGUUUCCAGAGCAUACACCGUCUGGUUUCAGCGACGAUGUCCCUCCUGUGGUGACCACGGCCAGCGGCAAGGUGCGAGGAACGGUGCAGUACACAAACGACCUGCCGGACAAACCUGUCUACACCUUCCUCGGCAUCCCGUACGCAGCGCCCCCUGUCGGAGACCUGCGGUUCCGCGCCCCCCAGCCUGCCGCUCCGUGGGAAGGAGUUUUGCUGUGGAUCCAUGGAGGUGCGCUGUUGGCGGGUGCAGGCGGGAUGUGGCCCUACGCGUCUCUGGCGGCCCAUCAGGACGUGGUGGUCGUCACGAUCAACUACCGCCUCGGUCCGCUAGGUUUCCUCAGCACUGGGGACGAGAACGCACCUGGCAACUUCGGCUUCCUGGACCAGCCACUGGAGAGAGGGGUGGCGUUGGCAGAAGACCUCGGCUGUGAGACCGGAGACACCGCGAGCAUGGUGACCUGUCUCAGGCAGGCGUCGUCCGAUGACCUCGUCGCCAGUCAUCGGCGUCUACAGAUGAACCUCCGGCUUCAGGGAGAGCUGAGCUCUUCCCGUUCCCGCCCGUGGUUGACGGGACGUACCUUCCGGGUCAUCCCAAUGAUCUUCUACACAAGGACUUCCAAGAAGAACGACAUCGUGGCGGCCCUACGUGAAGAGUACCAGUACAACCCUGAUGAUUCCAUGGCCAUACAGAACCAGUUCACACAUGUGUACGGAGACCAGUUAUUGGUCGCUCCUACUGUUUUCGUUGCAAAGAAAUUUGCUGAUCAUGGCCAAGUCUACCUGUAUGACAACCGGUACGUCUCAUCAGUAGCCUCCGCUGGUCGGCCGGACUGGGUUGGAUGUGACCAUACGGACGAACUUGUGAUCUUGGCCGGCCUGGCCUUUCUAAACCCUCCAGCUGUGUCUGGGGAUGAUCAUCGCCCAUUUUCCAACGAAGAUAAAAAGACGAGUCUGUACAUGAUGGCAUAUUGGGCCAACUUUGCUCGAACUGGGAACCCAUCUGACGGUACCGGCGGCCCAGCUGACAGCCCCACGGUACCAGAGUGGCCCCAGUACACACCUGACAACCCCGCCUACAUGAAGCUGGAUGUGACGUCAUCUGCUGACAUAGGGCUGAAGACCCAGAAGAUGAAACUGUGGAAUGACGUCAUUCCAAAGCUCGUAUCAUCAUCUCGACCGUUCCGCGUCCCCUUAUACAUUAAUAGGAAAGAGCACUGUAGCUACUGUCUAGUACUGAUGAACCUCACGACUAAGGGCAGUCCCUGUCAUACCACAGAGAUGCUCUGUACAGCAUUGUUACUCUUGGGUGCCGUAACUUCACUUCUCGCUGACGAUGUCCCUCCUGUGGUGACCACGGCCAGCGGCAAGGUGCGAGGAACGGUGCAGUACACAAACGACCUGCCGGACAAACCUGUCUACACCUUCCUCGGCAUCCCGUACGCAGCGCCCCCUGUCGGAGACAUGCGGUUCCGCGCCCCUCUGCCUGCCGCUCCGUGGCAAGGAGUCAGGGAUGCUACUGAACUAGGCCCCUUUUGUCCACAGGACGACGCCAUUUUCAGCAUCUUCCCCGUACAGAUGGAACAGAAAAGCUUCAGUGAAGACUGCCUGACACUUAAUGUGGAGACACCCACCCUGGAAAGAGAUGCAGGGUUACCGGUACUGAUAUGGCUUCACGGUGGCGCACUGAUCCUCGGAGCCGGGUGGAUCAUGCCGCAUGCCUCCCUGGCUGCUCACCAGGAUGCCGUGGUCGUCUCCAUCAACUACCGACUCGGUGUACAUGGGUUCCUCAGCACUGGGGACGAGAAUGCUCCUGGAAACUUCGGCUUUCUCGAUCAGGUCCAGGCGAUGGUUUGGGUCCAAGAAAACAUCGCAAACUUUGGAGGAGAUCCAGACCGGGUCACGAUCUUCGGCCAGUCUGCCGGCGGGGCGAGUGUGUGCUACCACGUGGUGUCUCCUCUCAGCAAGGGUCUGUUCCAGCGGGCCAUCUCUCAGAGCGGCGGCUGUCAGGCGGUAGAAGUCAUCCCCAAGCCGCUGCCCAGAGCGGCGAUGCUGGCGGAAGUGCUCGGCUGUGACACGAAGGACACAGCGAGCAUGGUGACCUGUCUCAGGAAAAAGUCGUCUGAUGACCUGAUUACCGGUCACCAGGCUGUGAUGCAGAAACUCAACUUUGAAGAAGUGCCUUUCCCACCUGUAGUGGACACGACGUUCCUUCCGUCUCAUCCUAACGACGUGUUUGACCAAGGACGGACAAACCCUGUGGACUAUCUCCUGGGUGUGAACAACCACGAAUACGGGUACGUGGUUCCGCUCGGAGUCGUGCCAAACUAUGGGCAGGGAAUGACGAAGGACACCGCCCUCUCCACUCUAAAGAGAACCUUGGAGAGAGCUUACCCGAGCUCGUAUCACGAUGACAUGCUCGCCGCUGUACGCAAAGUGUACUUUGACAACGACAAGGCAGACGACCCCAUGGUCAUCCAGCACCAGUUCAGCCUGGCAGCCGGAGACCAGCUCUUCGUGUCGCCUACUGUACUAAUCGCGAACAAACAUGCGGCUUCAGGUCGGAAUGUUUACCUGUAUGAGAACCACUACGUGCCCUCACGGCAGUCCACCGCCCGGCCGGACUGGGUAGGGUGCGACCACACAGACGACUUGUACAUCAUGCCUGGAGUGGCCUUCUUAGACAUACGGACGUCUGACGGGGAACUCAUGGCCUUUAACUCGGACGACAGGAGGACAAGUCUGGACAUGAUGGCUUACUGGGCUAACUUUGCUCGAACCGGGAACCCAUCUGACCGUACCGGCGGCCCAGCUGACAGCCCCACGGUACCAGAGUGGCCCCAGUACACACCUGACAACCCCGCCUACAUGAAGCUGGAUGUGACGUCAUCUGCUGACGUAGGGUUUCAUCCUGACAGGAUGGCCCUGUGGAAUGACGUCAUCCCCAAGCUCGCUGCAGCAUCUGGUAGAGACGAGUUAUAAUUGCUAUUUAUAUAUACAGAA
Molecule: messenger RNA, 6320 nt
Organism: Branchiostoma belcheri (Belcher's lancelet)
Lineage: Eukaryota; Metazoa; Chordata; Leptocardii; Amphioxiformes; Branchiostomatidae
Exons: 28
Coding region: 132-6299 (2055 amino acids)
Source: RefSeq, a predicted model, not a curated record